Molecule: messenger RNA, 441 nt
Organism: Venustampulla echinocandica
Lineage: Eukaryota; Fungi; Ascomycota; Leotiomycetes; Helotiales; Pleuroascaceae
Exons: 3
Coding region: 1-441 (146 amino acids)
Biological process (GO): nuclear-transcribed mRNA catabolic process, deadenylation-dependent decay; transcription initiation at RNA polymerase II promoter; positive regulation of translational initiation
Cellular component (GO): P-body; RNA polymerase II, core complex
Molecular function (GO): nucleotide binding; translation initiation factor binding
Source: RefSeq, a predicted model, not a curated record
AUGUCUGGCCCGCCACAAACGUCCCGCACGCGCGAAGCUCCCCAAGGCGACGAGGAAGCCGCCGCGGAACUAAAGCUCGGCGAAUUCCAGGACGUGGACGCGCUGACGCACAGCGAGGCAGCGCUCGUUAUCAACGCCCUGGUAGCAAAGCGGAGACUGGACCGGAAGAACGUGAACGAGACGGAGAUCCUGCAGAAAACCACGGAUUAUCUAGAGCACUUUGCGCGGUUCCGACGGAAGGAGAAUGUCGAGGCUGUAGAGCGGCUGCUUACGGCGCACAAGGAACUGGCUAAGUUCGAGAGGGCGCAAUUAGGCUCGUUAUGCUGCGAUACCGCUGAGGAAGCAAAAACCCUUAUUCCCAGCCUCCAAGAUAAAAUCUCCGACGAUGAUCUACAGGAACUUCUAGAUGAGAUCACGAAGCUAAUGGGGUAUGGAAACUGA